Molecule: messenger RNA, 522 nt
Organism: Zea mays
Lineage: Eukaryota; Viridiplantae; Streptophyta; Magnoliopsida; Poales; Poaceae
Product: tryptophan synthase alpha chain
Exons: 3
Coding region: 1-408 (135 amino acids)
Biological process (GO): L-tryptophan biosynthetic process
Cellular component (GO): cytosol; chloroplast
Molecular function (GO): tryptophan synthase activity
Source: RefSeq, a predicted model, not a curated record
AUGGACAUCAUGGUCGAUCAGUUCGAGCACUGUGCAUCUACCAAAAUAUUCCAGAGUGCAUUCAUCUCAUUCAUCACUGCUGGUGAUCCUGACCUGGCAACCACAUCAAAAGCAUUGAAGAUUCUCAAUUCCUGCGAUUCUGAUGUUAUAGAGGUUGGUGUGCCAUACUCGGAUCCACUAGCUGAUGGACCAGUUAUUCAGGCUUCUGCAACACGGGCGCUUAAGAAAGGCACUACACUUGAUUCUGUCAUAGAGAUGCUGAAGGGGGUUACACCUGAGCUUUCUUUCCCCAUUGUUCUUUUCACAUACUAUAAUCUAAUUCUGAAACGUGGUGUGGGAAACUUCAUGUCUAUUAUCAAACAAGCUGGCAUACACCCGAAUUUGUCCAAUUGUUAUAGGUAUCUGUGAAAAUCCAUGAACAGCUUACGUGUUCAUGUCUCUCAUUUUAUGUCCUUGCAUGUCAAUAACUAUAGGUAUCUGUGUUUAUCACAUAUACAAGCUAACAAUAUACAGUUAUGGGUG